This is a messenger RNA of Amphibalanus amphitrite, 2810 nucleotides long. RefSeq names its product WD repeat-containing protein 7-like. The transcript has 22 exons. Gene Ontology annotation, molecular function: protein binding. The record is from RefSeq and is a predicted model, not a curated record. The coding region runs from base 213 to 2810 and encodes 865 amino acids. NCBI's taxonomy places the organism in Eukaryota, Metazoa, Arthropoda, Thecostraca, Balanomorpha, Balanidae. Gene Ontology annotation, cellular component: cytoplasm.
GUUGUUGUGUUGUGCGUGAUGUGCAUUGGCUUGUUUAUUUGCUAAUGGUGUCACCCACUUACUUGUGACCAAAAGGGUAUGCAGACGCAAGUGAAGUGGAAGUAGAAGUUACUCAUCAUUCUGUGUUCAAAACCAAUAAAAUGGAUUCCUAAAAGUUAAAAAACUGACUGCAUUCGAUCAAAGCCGGAGCGCCCGUACCACAGACCGCCACCAUGAGUCUGGGCCCGAGUCUGAUCGUGCCGGUGACGCUAUGGGGCCGGCACCCGCCCACCCACCGGAUCUCGAGCCUGUACCUGACGCCCGACCAGCGCACCCUGGUCACCGGCUGCACGGACGGACAGAUUGUCACGUGGACCGUCCAGCCCGGCACGCUGGAGAUAAAUCCGUACAUGAUGCUGGUAGGCCACACCGCGCGGGUGGUCUGCCUGAGCGACGGUCUGCUGCACACCAACCACAAAUACCUGGUCUCGGCAGCUGUCAACGGGGAGAUGUGCGUCUGGGACCUCCAGGAAGGCCAAUGCAUCGAAACGGUCAAAAUGUCUUUCAUUCAUCGUCAGAUCUCGGCGUACCAGCCGGCACACGCGUCUGACGUGCUGCUCUACUGCUGCGGCGAGUACGCUGACAUCGCCGUGGUGCACCCGCUCACACUGGAGGUGGUCUACUGGCUCUCCUCCAAGGUCAACUCCAACUGGGUCACAUCGCUACACAUAUUCCGGCCGAGGGCGGUCACAGACGAUAUCGUCAUGGCCAUCAACACAGACAGCGUGGUGAAGAUCUGGACGCUGCCGGGAUUCGACGAGGUCCAGUCGCCUGCCGACAUCAUUUACGAGAACGAGAGCAAGCGGAUCCGGUGUUCGAGCGUUCACUUCCUCAAGUGCUGUUCGUUCAACCCGCGGACUGUGCUAGUCGUGUCGUCAGCAUUGUGGCAGAUAUACGACGCGUCCGACUUCUCCCUGCUCUGCACCUCGUCGGAGGAGGAUUGUGAGUCGUGGACGCGGGGCGAGUUCCUGGCCGCCGACCGAGUCAUAGUGUGGGCCGACUCCGGGCACGCCUAUAUCUACAAACUACCCCCAAACUGCAUACCGAGCCACGACCAGUUCCACUCACGGGAAGCGGACGAGCCGUUCCUCUACUGUAUUCUCUCGUCACCGGACCGGCAGGAGCUGUUUUGUCCGCCGGUGAGCAUCCACACAGAGCUGGUGGGCGAGCCCGGUCAGCAGGUGCUGGUGCGGGGCGACUGUCUGGGCCAGGUGGCGCUCUGGAGGCUGCCGCAGCUCACCAACACGCAUAUACAGCAGCUGAUGGAGCAGCACGGGGAGUACCAGUCGCCGGCAGAGCUGCCGCCCACCGUUCUAUGGAGCAUCGAGCGCGCCUGGCGGACCAUGAAACCGCAGCCGGUCGGAAUACUGGACCAACUGGAGUCUGCUGAGGGCGGCGCGCCGCGUCUCACCUCCAGCAUCUACCUGCCGCUGCAGGAGGGCCGCCUGGUCUGCGGCAGGGAGGACGGCACCAUCAUCAUCGUGUCGGCCACUCACACCGUCAUGCUGCAUCUGCUGCACGGCAAACACCAGAGCUACGACAACUGGCCGGUGCACCAGAUCCUGUCUGGCCACCGCGGCCCGGUCACCGCUCUUCUGUUCCCCCACCUGAGCCACUCGCGGUACCAGAUCUCCCACCUGGUCUCGGGCGGAGAGGACUUCUCCGUGUGUCUGUGGGACCUGAUAAAUGGCGCCCUGCUGCACCGGUUCGUCGUCCAGGCGGGUAUCGUGCUGCAGCUGCACGUGCCGCCGGAGAGCGUCUCGCCGCGAAUGCAGCAGUGCAUCUGCAGUGUGGCGGCCGACUACUCGGUGGCCCUCCUCUCGCUCAAGGAGCGCAAGUGUCUGAUGCUGGCCUCGCGGCACCUGUUUCCCGUCACCACGGUCAAGUGGCGGCCGCUGGACGAUUUCCUCGUGGUGGCUACAGAAGAUGGCAGUGUCUCCGUCUGGCAGAUGGAAACAGGCCACCUGGACCGGGUGGUGCACGGUACCACCGCCCAGGAGGUGCUGUCCGCUUGCGACGAGCACAUGACCGUCUCCACCAGCGAGGGCGGCAUGGCCAAUCCGGCGGUGCACUUUUUCCGCGGCCUCCGGCACAGAAACCUGUCGGCCAUCCGGCACGCAGCCAAGCGCGGGUUGCAGCAGCUGCAGAACUCGCUCGGUAACCAGGGUCAGAACGGACCGGACAAGCCGCGCGCCUACUCCCUGAUGGUGCAGGGCCUGCGCACCAGCCCCUCCGAUCCGGACGCGCACGUGCUGUUCUUCGACAUAGAGUCACUGAUCGUGGACCUUCUGACAGAGGCGUACAGUCAGAUGACCACCGAACAGCUGGAGGAGCACGGCCUCAUUCAGCUGUCCGAGUACCAGCGCGUGCUGCAGCUGACGCAGUCCGAGUCGCCAGACGCACAGCAGAAGAUCACAGAGUUCUUCGGCCGCGUCAAAAACAAGGCUGGGGACAUGGAGAAGCGUCUGAAGGACAAGGACACGCGCGGCUAUCUGUCUCGGAUGAAGGAGCUGAAGGAGCAGAGUGAGGCCAUCCGCGACCAGCUGAAGGAGCGCGCCGAGGGCAGCGAGGACCUGCGGAAACUCAAGUCACGAGCUCAGGUGGCACGUACCAAGCUAGAGGAGAAAAUCAAACACGAAAUGGAGGACAACCCGGACGCGGCGGGCAUUCUGGCGCGGGUGAAGGAGGGAGCCGAGACCAUGGGCGGCAUUAUCCACGCUAAGGCCGGCGGUGUGACGCCUAAAGGAGCCGGAGAAGAGCACAAAGAGUAG